Musa acuminata subsp. malaccensis (wild Malaysian banana) is the source of this 1124-nucleotide messenger RNA. RefSeq lists its product as uncharacterized. Gene Ontology annotation, molecular function: metal ion binding; ubiquitin-like protein conjugating enzyme binding; ubiquitin protein ligase activity. The record is from RefSeq and is a predicted model, not a curated record. Gene Ontology annotation, biological process: ubiquitin-dependent protein catabolic process. Gene Ontology annotation, cellular component: endoplasmic reticulum. Lineage: Eukaryota; Viridiplantae; Streptophyta; Magnoliopsida; Zingiberales; Musaceae.
AUCCGAAAGUGUCACGGAGAACACUGGAGGAUUCGGUGGUCGCAUCCACCCGUCAAAGUCUUCCGUUCUCGGUUUACAUUCCUCUCGAUUUCUCAUCGGUUCCAAUCUCUUCCCUCGACUCCCUUCCCAGCUUUUGCCGCUCGAAUCAGUUUUGAUUUUGCCUCUACACCGAUGGCCAGUGGGUUUGGGGAGUCGUCAUCCGGUAGAGCCCCGCAAAGCUCUUCUUUUGGCGGAAGCAGUAGCAACAAUGAUGCUGGUAGCUUUGAAUGCAACAUCUGCUUUGAGCUGGCCCAGGACCCUGUGGUCACCCUCUGUGGUCACCUGUUCUGCUGGCCCUGCCUUUACAAAUGGCUUCAUGGCCAUGCCCAAUCUUCCGAAUGCCCUGUCUGCAAGGCCAUCAUUGAAGAAGAGAAGUUAGUCCCCCUAUAUGGCCGGGGGAAGAAUGCUACGGAUCCACGGUCCAAAUCCACACCUGGUAUGAACAUUCCCAACCGCCCAGCUGGGCAGAGGCCAGCGACGGCACCCCCGCCAGACCCGAACAAUUUUCACCAUGCAAACCCAUGGUUCAUGGGUGGAGCCCCUGUGGCUGGUACUAGGUUCGGGAACUACACAUUUUCUGCUGCUAUCGGUGGCUUGUUCCCACUUUUGAGCUUUCAGGUCCAUGGAUUCCCGGAUGCUACUACUUAUGGUCAUGGUGCCGGCUUCCCCUAUGGGUAUGGCAAUGCAUUUCAUGGUGGGCAUGCUCAUGGAUUCCCACGGCAUGUGCAUCAGGGACAGCAGGUCGAUAUGUAUCUGAAGGCACUAUUACUUCUCAUCGGUGCUCUGGUAAUCGCCAGCCUUGUUUGGUUUUAGAAAGUUUGUAAUAGUCGUCUUGCUGAAUGCUGAUAUUGUUGAAAACCUGAAAGAAUUAUAUUUCACACAAAAAGGGUGUUUGCAUUUGUAGAAAUGCAAUUCAGAAUGUUAGUUGGUGGCUACUUUCGCAUUGAAUUGUUAAUAAAAUGUUGCAUUGAUGCAGUCUGUUGACCGCAAUGCAAUAAUUGGUCAUGUACUGAUGGAUUGACUUCCAUGGGAUAGCAUUCAAAAUAUGUAUCCACUCUAAUGGUCAAGUUUAAUUUUCUUUCCUG